Phytophthora sojae is the source of this 7383-nucleotide messenger RNA. RefSeq lists its product as hypothetical. Gene Ontology annotation, biological process: protein phosphorylation. The transcript has 12 exons. The record is from RefSeq and is a predicted model, not a curated record. Lineage: Eukaryota; Oomycota; Peronosporomycetes; Peronosporales; Peronosporaceae. Gene Ontology annotation, molecular function: protein serine/threonine kinase activity; protein binding; calcium ion binding. Bases 1 to 7383 code for a protein of 2460 amino acids. Gene Ontology annotation, cellular component: cytoplasm.
AUGUUCCUGCAAAAGCUUCUGGAUCCGGAGGAUGAACGCCGUCGCCGCGUCAGACGCGCGCGCAUCGUGCGUCGCAACCGCAUCAAGCGGGAGGUCGCCCAGGGGCUCCCCGUUCGACGCACGAGAGUGCCGAAAGCCAGCGACUACGCUCUCACCCUGGACGAACCGGAGGAAUGGACCGAACCAACACCAAAAUCGUCUCCGUUCCGACCAACGUUCGGUGGCAACUCAACGGAUGAGUCCGCGUAUCAACGUCAAACGGUGAAGCAAAUCCGAGCCUCCGCUGCAUCAACCUCCCCAACCAAGUCGCUGUUCUCGACAACCAAGCCUCAAACAUCCGCGACCAAUGAGGAAUCCACUUCGACCGGACCCAUAUCACCUUCGAGGGAAUCGAUUUCUCGAUCCAUGUCGCCGCAUAUCAAAGCCAAGUGGAUUGAAGUCUUCCAGCAGAUUAUUUUCCAGCGGCAUGAAGAGAUUUUAGCCAAGGACCCGAACCGGAAGUGGCGGCAGGAACGAUUCGGGUUGCUGCUUUUCUCCAGGCAGGAGUACGCUCGGGCCAGUGAGCACUUGAACAAGGCGGUGAGUCUUGGAGCCACCUCCAGUCUCUGCUGGCGACGACUGGCUGAAAGUUACUAUCACGUGUGGGAGGACGGAGGCGAGUGGGAAGUGCUGUGGGCGUGUCGAGCUGCGUACGAGCAAGCUCUGAACCACGUGGAGGUCGCAUGUAGUCCACUUGCGCUGUUCACGUACGCGCGGGUGCUGGAGCUGCUGGGCAGCUACACCGGCGCGUUGACGAUCUGCGCCUCAAUUCUGCAGACAUUCCCGAAGUUUGAGCAACUUCGAGAGGUCAAACUCCGCUUCGUUCUCCUCCAGCGCUACCAGCUCUUCUCAUCAACCAGCGAGACCUCAGCAAAGCUCGCAGGGCUGAAGAAGUGUACCGGGUACACGCAAGAGUUGCUCCUGGACAAAGCCAUCACCGAGGGACCGCGACAUAUCAACGUGCUCUACUUGCACACUCGGCUGAACGAGAUGCUGGUGGAUGUUUCGACGUUGUCGGUGCCGGAGCCGCAAGGGCAAACGCCAAAGCCAAAACUCGCGCAUGUCAGCGUCGACAUUUUGUUCCAGGAGCUGUACAAGCUAGCUAUAAAGAGUCCUGAGGUUGCGCCUCCGCCUGGGGUCAAGUGGAAGGCGUGGAGGGAUCGCAGCGAGACGUACACAGCGUUCGCCGAGUACUUCCGAGCCCAAGGUGAAAAUGUUCUCGCUUCCGAUGCGUUGUCCCGGUCACUUGAGCUCUUAGAUGUACAACCAGCGGAAAGCAACAGCGCUGAGAAGUCGACCAACCUGUGGAGAGGAUUGACGGAGGAGCAGCGCCACAAGCGAAUUGCUCUGUACUUGGUACUCGCUCGUAACUACUACCAGUGCAACCAAAUGGAGAAGGCCAUCCGCUCCAUGGAGGCUGUGUUUGACCUUGAUCCUCUGCACGCGGAGGCUCGCGCAAGUCUGGUCGAGUGGUUUCCGGCAAAAUGGCAAUACCGACUGGAGCUGGAAGACGCCAGCCAAGUGCAAAUCGCUCGCGUACUGCGAGGAAUUUGGGAUCGGAAGCGAGCUUUACUGCGUCGUCGGGAGGUGACUCGUGCAGCUGAGCAGAAGUAUCGCGAGAAUCCAUAUCACCUUGGCUCUCGUCGUCAAGUGCUUCGAUUUCUGCGCGACAAGUACGCUUCGAUGUUUGCAGCCCAGGAUCUUGCAGCUCGUAGUAUCCAACGAGGUGCUCGACGAUAUCUCUACUACGCGCGUAUGCGGUGGAAGAUAGAAGGCCAGCGUGAAAAAACUCUGCGCGAGCUGAAAAGCAAGUACCAGACACGAAAGUACCGAUACAACCGCGUCGUUCGAAGUCAAGUGGCGGCUUUGCUACCUGAUGAAUACGAUCACCGAUUCUUCCGUGAAGACUGCAGUGCGCUUCGUAUCCAGCAACUCCAGCGUCAAAAUGAAGCAGCAAAACGUAUCCAGAGAUUUUCCCGUCGCUAUUGCCUCCCACAAGCUGCUGCUCCUCCUCCAGUUGAUGAAUUACUCUUUCGUGCUCAACAGAAAAUCUCACGCGCUAAGGAGCGGCUUGCACUGAUGCUGCAGCGUCUCUAUAGGCAGUGGAAAGCCGGGGUCGAUCUCAACCACGCAGCGCGUAAGAUCCAAGCGCUGUACCGCGGCAAGAUCAUGCGUCGCUUUCUCCAACUUCUGCGGAGACGAGUGUUGGCACCGCCCUGUGCAAGUCCAAUUGGUGUUUUCAUCUCAAAGUGUGAGAGGAACCACCAGGCAGGGACCGAGACGAUGGCAGUGCUGCACUCGAUCGACAACCUGGACGAGAAGCGGUCUCUGUUCGACCACCCGGUUCUGGUAUUGCGUGGUGCGCGCUUAUCCCAAAGACCCGAUUCUCCAUCAACAGACGAGAGUUUCUCUCUCCAGCACGUUGUGUCUGCGAUUCAGUACAGCGCCGUGUUGAAAUGCUUGAUCUGCUCAAGUGGAGACUUCAAAGGGGACCGGAUCUUGACGCUUCUCCAGGCUCUCCAGACGAGGAGAAAUCUGCGGGUGCUGGCGUUUGGCGAAAUCACCACCGACGUUGGCAAAAUACCUACAAACCAAGAGCCAAGUGAGCAGUCAAUGCAACCACCGACAUCUUCUGCGUGGAGUGUAGGCGACGACAAGGAUAGGAGCGCGCAUACUUCGCCAUCUUCUCCUCUCGGUCGGCGACUGUUAUCUCUCCCUUCCCCACCGUCGUCGCCACAGCCGCACCAAAGGCGCCAGCUGAGUGCAAUGCACACGCUCUCCAAGGCUCUGUGCACGUCAAACUUUCUGCUCGAGGAACUGUACUUCGAAGGGAACUCACUGCUCACGAGACCCCAAGAAGGCGCGGUGCUGGCUGGGAUUGUGGCCGACUACUUCUUCGCGAGGUACGGACACCUCCACACGUUGGUCGUGGCGCACAUGUGCUUUUCAGAUGAAAACGGCGCUCUGCUGGGCGCGGCUCUAGCGAUCAACACCGUCUUGCAGAAGCUGGAUCUCCACGGGAAUUUACUCAGUGACGGCGCCGCAGUUGCGAUCGCCAAUGACGGACUUGCCCGCAACAAUACGCUCCGGUACUUGAACUUGGCUGAGAACGCAAUUGGGAGCGCUGGGGGCAAGGCGCUGUUCAGAUGUUUGGGCUCCAGCAAUCGGUCACUACAGACGCUGAUCCUGCGAAACAACCACCUCAUGAGCGAUGUCAUGCCCUCGCUUAUUGAAGCCUGGCAAAUGAACGCCGUGAUCAAAGGCGUGGAGCUGGCAGGGAACCUCAUCAACGAUCGAUACGUGGUAGAAUUUCAGGCCGCAGAAGCUGAGCGUCGUGAAGUUACGCCAGCGAAGGAAAACCAAGAGCUGCGUCUGCUUCUAGCGAGAAAGCGCUUUGGGGUCCGCGAUGUCCGGUCACCGAUCGGUAGGCGGGGGAUCGGGAUCUUCUCCACGCCCGUCACUUCACCUGGAAAGAGCGGUGGUCUCAAGACGAAGAAGAAGAACGCCCCGCUGUCACCGAAGAAGUGGCUAAGCGCCAACGCACCCAAGAUCAUCUCCCCCAUCGCAUUCCCCACGUCGAUGAACAGACAGGCAAAUGAAGUGUACGCAGCGACAAAAUUCUCGGUGGAGAAUGUGUACUCACCACCAUCUCGACCACGAAAGCUGCUGAAAGCCUCAUCGUCGUCUUCAUCUGCUCGACUGGUUUCGCCCUCAAAGCUGCCAGCGCUAUCGUCGAUGCCUGGCAAGAAGCGCGUAGCAUGGUCCCUCGAAGCCAUGGAGCUGUCCCGCGCCGAGAGCGCCCUGCGCACGCUCAAGAACCGCCCCAAGGUGCCCGCGGGCGCCGUGGACACCGCGCACGCCGUGCUGCAGCUCCUCUCGCCGGCCAAGACGCCGACGACGACGACGCCCGAGUCGCCCACGCAGGCCAGCGACCUCACCAGCAGCGCCAGCGCUGGAGAUGAGGAGACCCGGCGCGAGCUGCUGCAGCAGGAGCUGCAGACGCUGCUGCUCUACGGCAAGGAGCGCUGGGAGCCCGUGGCCGUCUUCCUCGUGGUGGUGCGCGACCUGCUGAGCCGCCGCCUGCAGCUGCCCGACCUGGACGCCAACACGGACUUCUGCCUGCCGAGCACGGCCGACCUGCCGCUCUACGUCUCGCAGAUCGCGCCGCUGUCCGACGCCUUCGUGACGCAGACCGUCAAGCAGGCCGUGCACCAGCACAUGGAGUUCUACGAGCCGCGCGUGCGCAUGGCCGUGGCGCGGCUGCUGGGCGUGCUGGCCCGCUGGGACCUCGGCUGGGUCACCCAAGAGUUCACGCCGCAGAUCGUCGACUCGGUGGUGAGCAACCUCAGCCGCUCGCCCGACUUCGAGGAGACGGGCUUCGACGAGCUGGACGACAACGUGAGCCAGAACGGCAUGGUCACGCCCCCGCAGAGCCCCGAGAGCACGCCGCGCACGCCCUCCACGCCCUACCGCCUGGACGACGUGAGCGGCUGGAAGGCGCUCGAGAGCUCGCUCUGCGCGCUCAAGUACAUCAUCAAGGGCAGCGGAGAGGCCUUCCUGGAGCAGCAGCAGGCGGCGACGGACGACGCGGCCCAGCAGCAGUUCGUGUACCUGACGCCGCAGAUCCUGGAGCUCGUGGCCACCAAGAGCUGCUUCCACAUCAACCGCCACGUGCGCGUCGUCGGCCUGGACACGAUCACGGUGCUGGCCGACAUCGCCCCCGUGGGCUUCCUGGAGGCGCACCAGGCGGAUGUCAGCGACGUGCUCAACAAGUGCAUCAAGCGCGGCAUGGAGGACAACUGGUGCCAGGUGCGCUACGCCGCGUCCAUCUCGGCGCGCACCUUCCUGAUGAAGCUGCAGGAGCAAGGCCGCGCCGCGUACCUGCCCGUGCUGCUGCCGAGGCUGUGCCUGAACCGCUACUACAUCGCCGAGCGCGUGCAGAAGUACUCGCAGGAGUCGUGGCGCAUGAUCAUGGGCAACCAGGGCCGCGAGCUCGUGGCCAGGUACGCCAACGAGAUCGUCGACUACUACGUGGAGAUGACCAACCACUGUGUGCGCGAGUCGGCGUGCCAGUGCAUUGCCGAGCUGGGGAUGAAGGUGGACCCGACCGCCAUUCGUCCGCACGUGGGGCGCCUCAUGCAGGCGCUGCUCAUCUGCUUCUACGACGUGUCCAACCUGGUGCGAGACGCGGCGUGUCUGGCGUCGGCGCAGCUGGUGCUCGGCUUCCCCGAGGAGUGCCGCCCCUUCCUGGACGAGCUCUAUCACCUGUGGAUCGACCACCUCUCGGACGAUAUCUGGUCGGUGCGUGAAGACGCCGCCAUUGCCCUGGGCAACGUGAUCCGCGCGUACGGCCAAGAGGCGCUCGACCGCGUGGUCAAGAUCACGGAGGAGUACCUGCCGCUCGCAAAGAAGCAGCCGGCGAUGACGCAGCAAGAGUACGACGAGCUCAUGCGCUCCGAGAAGAAGCACCUGAGCAAGCAGGCCUUCUCGUGCUGCUCGCUGGAGCCCAAGCUGUUCCAGCGUCACGAGCACCGCGACAAGGAGCCGUGGGAGCACACUGACGGCGCCAUCUACAUGGUACGCGAGCUCUGCGACGUGGCGCCUGACGUUGCUGUGAAGUUCCUCCCGCAGGUUGCAGACAUCGCGAUCCUGCGCCACUUCCCGCAGGCGGCCGUGCUGCAGGAGACGAUCUGGAAGCAGCUGCCGCUCAUGUGCGAGGCGCUGGGCAAGAAGGUGUUCAAGCGCUACCUCGAGCUGUUCUUCGACCCGCUGGUCUUCACGCUGCAGGGCACGAACCGCCUGGCGAAGUUCGCGGCUCGCGACUGCGUUGCGCAGAUCAGCAAGCAGAUCGGCCCCAGCAUCUUCCUCGGCCGUCUGGACGCGAACCCGGCCUGGAAGGAGGCGCUGGGCCCCGUGGUGCCGGUGCAGUCGUACAUGAUCAACGUCGCUUCUCACUGCGUCUCGAUUCCGAGCGCGAGCCGUGUGCGUGAGGGGAUUCUGGUCGCCUUAGGACGUCACUUCAGGGGGAACCAGGACGUUUCCGGUCAGUCAGCGCGCUCCUGGCUGAGCGCGUGUUUCCAGCGAUACGACGAGAACGGCUCUGGGUUUGUGUCGUGCGAUGCGGUGCUCAAUGUGGUGGCGGAGCUCACGCUCUUCCGAAUUCACGAGUGGUCGGCGAACGAGGUCUCGCAGUUCUGCGCCUUCUUCUUCCGAGGCGAAGACAGCGAGCAGAACUUCGACUACCAACUGUUUCUCGACUACCUCUUCUUCCCCGUCAACCAGCACGCGCUUCGGAUCAAAGUGACGAAGCAGAUUGCCACAGACGAUAUCUUUACUAUCCAUGAGGGGAAGCUGUAUCCAGCACCUCUUGGGCCUGAAGAACCCGAAGAACGUGUAUCUCAUCCGGUUGUCCUCAAACAACUCGACCUGACAAAGUUCGCUGCCGAAGCGGAGAAGAACACGCAGUAUGGCGGCGCUGUAGAGCUUGUGGCUCAGUUGCGCCACCGAGUGAACGAGUUGCGGCUGCUCACUCACCCGAACCUGGCCGGAUUCCAUACGACGCUGCAGAACGGAAGCUCGCUGUAUUUGGUCCAAGAACACCAUCAGAUCUGCUCGUUGCGAACGAUUCUCGAGUCGUUUGGACCGAUGAAAGAACCGACGAUCCGCCGCUACCUGUUGCAGAUUCUUCAGGCCGUGUCCUUCCUCCACGACCAUGGCGUAAAUCACGGCAAUCUGACCAUGCAGGCCGUGCAUAUCGACAGCUACGGGCUCCUCAAACUGACCGACUUUGGCAUUCGACGCUGUUUGCUUCCUCUUCUUGCAGUGAAGAACGCUGUCGACGACGAUUUCGCUCGUAGAAAUGUGCCCCCUGAAGUUCUUCGGGAUUUCCGUCUCUGGGGUGAGAAGGCUGACGUGUGGUGCGUCGGCAUGCUGACGCUCCAAAUGGCAAACGGGCUCGUGAAAUACCCCACUCAGUACUCAUUGCAGAAGCCGACAGAUAGAAAUCCUUCGCUGCGUCACGCUCGUUUCCAGUCCAGCAGAGCCACCCACUCUCCUAUGAAGAAGCGAGGACCCGAGUCACCCGAAUCUCUAGGAGCAUCUCGACUCCCCUCACUACCAGAAACGGCGUCAAAGAACCUAAAGGCGUUUGUUCGUGCCUGUCUCCAGCGCGAUCCACGCAACCGGCCAGCAGUGCGAGAGCUCAUGGAGAUGGGGUUCUUCCGCAUCGACCAGGCCAAAGAGACGAACGAGGUGCUUCGAACGGUGUGCACCGACUUGGACGCGACAAUCCGCAAGCUCAUGGCGUCGUCUCCAAGGUCAGUACGCCCCAAGACGAGGAACUAG